AUGGGCAUAGCUACCAACACUGAUGGCGACUUCACCGGCGUUCAAAAUGCCCUCAAAGGCUGGAAUGAGGCUGAGUGCGUUCCUGUCGUCGCUAGAACGGACAAAGAAAGAAAGAUUGAACUCUCCGUCUAUACAGAAAACACCGAGACAACCUUGCGUGCUCGCUUAACAAGCCUGCUUUCUCUUGGACGGAGAGCGGACUGCAGAACAAUUCAAGUCAAUUCAGGAGACGGCUGUGGGAGCCUCGCCAAGCGCUGCGGCAUCUCUGGUCCCAACUUCGAAAAGUACAACAAAAAGACGAAUCUCUGCAGUACUUUGCAGGUAGGGCAGCAUGUUUGCUGCUCCAGCGGCUCACUGCCUAACCUCGUUCCAAAGCCGCAACCUAACGGCAUAUGCGCAAACAUUCGGGUUGGCAACGGCGAUUUCUGUGCGAAAAUUGCGGCCGCACAUCAGCUCACGGUCAAGCAAGUAGAGAAUUUCAACUUGAAGAAAACUUGGGGUUGGGGUGGAUGUGACGCUCUUCAACCGGGGAUGAAAAUAUGCCUCAGCUCCGGAGACGCUCCUCUACCUGCACCAGUCUCCAAUGCCAUGUGCGGUCCAACAAAGCCAGGAACAACACAUCCUGGGGCAGGCAAAAACAUCUCGAUGCUCAAUCCAUGUCCGUUGAACGUGUGUUGUAAUGUCUGGGGAAAUUGCGGCCUAGAUUCCAACUUUUGCAACAUCCACCCGGCUAAAACUGGAAACCCUGGUACAUCGGCUCCAAAGAAAAACAGCUGCAUUUCAAACUGUGGCAUGGACAUAACCAACAACAAAACUGCACCCGAGAAGCACCGAAGUGUUGGCUACUUUGAAGGCUGGAAUUACAACCGUCCUUGUCUUCAUAUGGAUGCCGACAAAGUGGAUCCAGGCAAUUACGGCACCAUCCAUUUUUCAUUUGCAGAGAUCUCAACCAGCUUCGACGUAGUGAUACCUAAAAGCGUUACCAAACAGUUUGAAAUCUUUUCGAAAAUGAAGACCGAUCAACACAAGGUCCUUGCCUUUGGUGGCUGGGAUUUCAGUACUCUGCCUGGAACCUUUCAAAUUUUCAGAGACGCCGUCAAACCGGGGAAUCGAGAAAAGUUCGCAACAAACUGCGUGAAUUUUCUUAAGAAGCAUAAUCUUGAUGGCCUCGAUUUUGACUGGGAAUAUCCUGGUGCACCUGAUAUCCCCGGUAUUCCACCGGGAGGUAGUGACGAGGGGCCCAAUUACCUUGAGUUCUUGAAGCUUGUUAGGGCCAAAUUGGCUUCUGGAAAGACGCUAUCUAUUGCGGCGCCGUCGUCGUAUUGGUACCUGAAACAAUUCCCCAUCAAGGAGAUGGCGCCUUAUCUGGACUACAUAGUCUACAUGACCUAUGACCUGCAUGGCCAAUGGGAUUACGACAACAAAUGGGCAAGCCCUGGAUGUCCUGAGGGCAACUGUUUACGGUCCCACGUCAACCUGACCGAGACGAUGCUGUCUCUCGCCAUUGUCACAAAGGCCGGGGUUCCGGCACACAAAAUAUUAGUUGGCGUUAGCAGCUACGGGCGUUCCUUCAAGAUGACAGACCCGAAAUGCCACGGACCUAACUGUCAUUUCGUUGGCGAGCUGUCUGCUGCAAAGAAAGGCGCCUGCACAGAUACAGCUGGGUAUAUUGCAAAUGCAGAAAUCCUCAGCAUUGUAGAGGAUGGGCGAUCCACCUGGGCCGAGUCACACCUUGACAACAAAGAAAUGACUGAUUACGUCGUCUAUGACGAUGGCGAGUGGGUAGCCUUUAUGCUUCAUCUCAACAAGUGGUUUCGCCAAGGCCUUUAUUACGACCUCAACUUCGGAGGCAUAUCUGACUGGGCUGUGGACUUGCAAACCUUAGGGGAGGGUUCUUUCGGGGGCGGAGAUGAGAACGACGACGAAAAUAUUGAGGCAAAUUGCCCCGAAACCUUCGAUUCUCUAGAAGCCAUCGAAGAAGCAAAAGACGACAUGGCUUUCCACUGCAAACACGUGUACACGUUACGCGUGUUGGAAAAAAUGUUGAAAAGCUCCUUUGACUCAUACGACAAACUCAUCGAGGACGGCUACGAUAAGAAAUACAACCUCUACAAAGACGCUAUAAAGAAAAUGGCACCUGACACCUUGGUUGGAUUUCUCAAAGACCGCAGCAAUGAUUUCUUCAACUGUGAUGUGAGGGAACAAAUCUAUUGUUGCGACUGGUGUAAGUCACGAUUCACAGAUAAGGAGUGUCGUUACUGUGACAAAAACUGCAAUGGAUACAAAGACGAAGUCAAGCAGGUCAGAGAACGGUGCCCCUCAGAUACAUCUCUGGUAGGAACUUUGCCACCUUUGGAGCCGGGAUACCACACUUAUGCUGUAACAUGGUUCCUCAAGUCGGGUAAAAAGGAUGAAUUCCUCGCCGCAGCACUCGCUGAUGCAGGGCUACCAUCUGACUGGAUAGGUAUGUCAAAGGACAAACAGCAACCAGUGGUAUGUGCAGGCACCUGGGAGUGUGAGUGCGGGUCCGUUCCACUGGAUGAAUGCGAACAUACGGGUUAUUGGUAUGACGCGCCCUAUAUUGCGCGGACAGAUGACGACGGCGUUUCGAACCCAAAGGACUUCGUCGCAGAUGCGAUGAAGAACUUCACCAAGCUCGGCGCAGAUCUCAAAUCCGUUGCCGAUGAUAUUGAGGCGUUUCUUCACAUGGAAGACUCUCAACCUGGGGAGAUUGUUGAAGCAGCCGCCCUGCCCAUUCUUAUGAUGGACGAAGCCAUUCAAAACAUGAAGAAAGUGGAGGAGAUUGGCGAGGAGAUAGAGAAGGACAAGGAAAAAGAGUUCCUUACAUGGUUCUUAACGUCCAUAUUGAUGCUUGUACCGGUGGUCGGCCAGACUCUUGGUACGGUUGCUAGACUUGCAACAAUUGGAAGAGCAAUUGCCAUGCUCGGGGAGGCCGGUGGAAUCGCCUACGACGUGGCCAGCAUUGUGGAUGAUCCUGACAACGCCCCCAUGGCCGUUUUUGGGUUGAUUCUGGGCGUUGGUGCGCUCAGAGACUCAGCUAAAGUAAUCAAAGCGUCAUCAGCGGCAAGAGGCAUGUCGGCAAACGAUUUGGGCAAGCUUGGAGGAAAGGUAGAAACAAGGAUGACAACAAUCAGCAGCGUCAUUGGGCGCUCUUGCAGUCGGUGA
Messenger RNA from Colletotrichum truncatum, 3186 nucleotides. The record is from RefSeq and is a predicted model, not a curated record. NCBI's taxonomy places the organism in Eukaryota, Fungi, Ascomycota, Sordariomycetes, Glomerellales, Glomerellaceae.